This is a messenger RNA of Meyerozyma guilliermondii ATCC 6260, 717 nucleotides long. RefSeq lists its product as uncharacterized. Lineage: Eukaryota; Fungi; Ascomycota; Pichiomycetes; Serinales; Debaryomycetaceae. The record is from RefSeq and is a predicted model, not a curated record. The transcript has a single exon. The coding region runs from base 1 to 717 and encodes 238 amino acids.
AUGGCUGCUAUCGAGACUAACCCACCACUUCACUCCGAGGUUCCCGCUGAAGUUGCUGUGACAGCUGCUAAUGAACCAGAAAAAGUGAGACUUCUUUCCAGAAUCCAAAAAUAUUCGUUGGUCCAUGGAACCAGAGCGGUAGUUCAAACAGUACCAGGAACUUCGUGGGCUACCGGGAUCGUUUCUCUGGUAUAUGAACCAUUGAGAAACAGCUUUCUCUUGAGAUACGCCAUGGAUACAAGUGACAUGAUUUUGGUUGGAUUGUUGGACCAAUGUGACGGAUUGGUUGGAGUUCUUGGAACUAGAGAGGAGCCUACUGCUGCAAAUGAACCUGUUCAAGAUGCUCAGGCGGGUGCUGAAGCGGCUCCUGAGGCUGGUGAAGCUGGUGCUGAGGCAGGUCCUUCAGAUGUGCAAUCUCGGCUCGACAAACCGGCCAACGAUGGCUCGUUUCUCAAUCGUCUUGGACUGAACGCCAGAGACCAAUUCCGCUAUGUGGUCUACGACAAUGAUGGGGGUCGUUUUUUCGCUGGUCCGGCAGAUUUAGUGUUUGGGGGGAUUAACAGAGGCGUGGAAAGCUUUGUGUCAAACCACUGGCCCCAAACCAAAUUUCCUGAAAACUACAAUGGGGAAUUUGCCAAGCUGAUGAUGUUGUUGCGGACCAUUUUGCACCGUGAUUAUGCCGUGGAACCCGCUAACAACCAGGUGGCCGACAACUAG